This is a messenger RNA of Dictyostelium discoideum AX4, 3042 nucleotides long. RefSeq lists its product as hypothetical. The record is from RefSeq and is a predicted model, not a curated record. The transcript has 3 exons. Lineage: Eukaryota; Evosea; Eumycetozoa; Dictyosteliales; Dictyosteliaceae. The coding region runs from base 1 to 3042 and encodes 1013 amino acids.
AUGAAAUCUAAAUAUAAGAUUUUAAUCUUUUUAUUUUUAUUAAUAAUUGUUAUUAAAAGUGAAAUAAAUUCAUUAUUUUCAAUUUCUGAACAAAUUGAUAAUGAAUUUGAAAAUUCAUUUAAUAAUCAAAAUCUUCAAUUGAUUGGAGAUGAAAAAAGUGAAAAAUUUAUUUUUGUGGAUACAAAUAAUGGAUUGGAUUCAAAUUUUGGUACAAUUAAAAGCCCAUUUAAAAAUUUAGAAUAUUCAAUUUCAUAUUUAAAAUCAUUAAAAUUAAAAAAUGAAAAAAUAUCAAUAAUACUAUCAAAAGGAGAAUAUAUAUUAAAAUCAACAAUUUCAAUUGAUAAUAAUCCGAUUUCAAUAUUUGGAGGUUACUAUGGUUUACCAAAUUGGAAAAGAGAAUAUAUUGAUCAAAUCCCUUUUACAUCUGGAACUAUUAUUAAAUGUAAAAAACCAAUUGCAUUUAAUAUAACUGGUAAUAAUAGAAACAUUGUAUUAUCACAUCUUUCAAUUUAUUCAAAUGAUUCACCUUCAAUUUCUGAUCAAUCGUCAAUGGCAUUUGAAGAGACACCAUCAUCCUAUGGUAUAUUAAUUUCAAAAAGUGAAAAUGUAACAUUAAGAUUUUUAAGAAUUGAAUCUGGUGAUGGUGCAAAUGGUUUAACUUUACAAUCAUUUCAGAGUUCUAAUAAAUAUAAUGGUAAAAAUGGUAAAGAUGGUAAUAGUGGCUGUGAAGGUGAUGGUGCAGUCACUUUUGGAAAUGAUGAUAUAGACUGUGGAGGUUGCAAAAUUCCAAAACCUGGAAAUGGAGGAUCAUCUGGUAUUUGUGACAAUCAUUAUUCUCAAAAAAAUUAUUUAUCAGCGGGUGGUAAAGGUGGUAGACCAGGACGGGGAAGAGAAUAUGGUGAAAAUGGUUUAAAUGGUACCAAUGGGGGAGGGGUUGGUGGUCAGGGAAUAGCUUCAGACUCAUUCACUGUAAAUCCUUUAUCAUUUGGUAUUGAUGGAGAUAAUGGUGAAAAUGGUGUAAAUUCAAAAUUAACAAAAGUUCAAUUAACAUAUAAAGGUUUACUAUCGAUUAAAAUAAAAGCAACUGAUGGUAAAAAUGGUAAAGGUGGUGGUGGAGGAGGUGGUGGUGGCGGAUCAUUUAAUAAUCAAUGUUUAGUUUUUGGUGGAUCAGGUGGUGGAGGAGGUGGCGGUGGUUGUGGUGGUAGAGCUGGAAAGAAUGGAGGUGAUGGUGGUAGUUCAAUUGGUAUUUAUAUAUUUAAAUCUAAUGGUACUAUUAUCCAAUUUUGUAAUAUCAUCUCUGGUAAUGGAGGUGAUGGUGGAAAUUCAACUCAACCAGAACUUGGAUACUCUGGAGGUGAAGGUGGUAAACCAUUCAUUAAUGAUAACUUUUCAAUUGACAUGCCAUUGGGUGGUCAGGGUGGCAAUGGUGGUAACGGUGGUAAAGGUGGAUUUGGGUCAGGUGGUCAAGGAGGUGUAUCCUUACCAUUAAUGUCGGUAAUCUCCAAAGUUGAGCUAAAUCAAUGUAAUCAAUAUUUUAGUGGUAACAAAGGUAAUGGUGGUUUAUCAGGCCUAAUUAGCUUAAAUGGUAAAAUGGGAUUUUCUGGAACAUGUUUCCCAACAUCAUUGAAUUGUAAUGAUGAUACUCCAUCUAUAAUACAAUGUAUUUCUCAAUUGGUAAAAUUAUCAACAGCAUGUGAAUUUGGUGAAGUUAGAGAUCAAUGUAAUGUAUGUGGCGGAAAUGGUACUCUCUGUGAAUCUAAUAUCGGAUGUGAUGGAAUAUUCGAAAGUAAAAAGAAAUUUGAUUUAUGUGGUGUAUGUGGUGGUAAAAAUGAUAGCUGUUUAAUUGGUUGUGAUGGUAUUGUAAAUUCAACAGUUAUUUUUGAUUUAUGUGGUGUUUGUGGUGGUAAUAAUGAUAGCUGUUUAAUUGCUUGUGAUGGAAUUGUAAACUCAACAUUAAUAUAUGAUGUUUGUGGCAUUUGUGGUGGUGAUAAUAGUACAUGUUUUAUUGGUUGUGAUGGAAUUGUAAACUCAACGAUAAAAUUUGAUUUAUGUGGAGUAUGUGGUGGUAAUAAUGAUACUUGUUUAAUUGGAUGUGAUGGAGUUCUAAAUUCAACAAAAACCAUUGAUUUAUGUGGUAUUUGUGGUGGAGAUGGUACAAAUUGUUUCUCUAAAAAAGAAUUAAAAAGAAUGAAAACCUCUACAAAAAUAAUAAUAUCAUUAGUUAUAAUAACAGCCUCAUUUUAUGGUGGUGCAGUAGCGAUUUAUUUCAUUCGUAGAAAAUUAUCAUCCAAUUCCUCUUCCUCCUCUUCAAUUUUAGGUAAUGAUAGGGAUGGUGGUAGUGGAUCACAAUACUAUAGAACAAAAUUAAUAUUAGAGUAUCAAGACUCACCAAUUAUUCAAACUGAAUUAAUUAAAAAAGCAAAUAAUAACUAUCAACACUAUCUAAAUUAUGAUAUAAAUAAUAACAUUAAUAAUAUUCCAAAUGGUAAUAAUAUUUUUUCAAAUUUCAAUUUCUUUUCACCGACAAACUUACCCUCCAUAUCAAAUAAAUUUAAGAAUUUUAAUGAUUACUCAAAAUUUAGAGAUGAAGUAAAUGAAACUGAACUUGGUGAAUUAAAUUUAUCAUCAUCUUCAAUAUCUUAUCCAAUAAUUGAUAAUGAUGAUUUUAUUUAUGAUAAUCAAAAUAAUAUUAAUAAUAAUAAUUUUAAUCAAUAUGAUAAUAAUAAUUUAUUAAAUAAUUAUUUAAAUAAUAAUUUUAAUAAUAAUAAUUUUAAUAAUAAUUUUAAUAAUAAUAAUAAUAAUAAAAUAAAUAAUAAUAAUAAUAAUAAUAAUAAUAAUAAUAAUAAUAAUAAUAAUUUUUUAAAUAAUAAUAAUAAUAAUAAUAAUAAUAAUAAUAAUAAUAAUAAUAAUAAUAAUAAUAAUUUUUUAAAUAAUAAUUUUAAUCAAUUUUAUAGUGGAAAUUUAAAUGGAGGUUACAAUUAUUAUUUGGAUGGGAAUGAAAGAAACAAUAAUUUAUUUGUGUCAAGCCACACAAAUCUUUGA